AUGGCCAGUCCUCUGCCAGAAAUCGGGGCCACGCUCGUCGACCAGGACGAGCUUGAAUCGUCGCUCACCAAAAAGGCCAACGACGCUCUCCUCGCCAAAGAGAGCGAGCUCGAUGAGAAACGGCUCCAGAAAACGGCACAGGAGCUCGGCAAGGCCCGCAAAAAAGUCGCUGUCUUGGAGCGGCGGCUCGCCGACGCCCGCACCAGAAUCUCGCUGCGGCGCCAGCUCAAGGACGAGAUUGCCUGGCUCCAGGAACACGAGGUGGCGCCGUUGCUAGCCGAUGUGCAAGAUAUCCAGGCCCGGCUCGCCGCCACCCGGGCGCAGCUCGAAGGGGGCGCGUCACGUGCCACGGCCGGCGAGACGGAGCGGGACUUUUUGAUCCGCACGGGCCGAAUCACGGCGUUCGGCUCUGCCAGUGGGUUUCUGGCUGCAAACGAAGGCGAGGGCAAAUCGCUGGUGCACCUCCGGGCGCCGGGCUUUGGCGCCGGCGGGCCAUCCGCGACGAAAACCGAGACCUCUGACGACGAGUAUGUGGCCAGCGAAUCCGGCUCCGAAACGUCCGGCAAAGACGGAGCCGGGGAUGUUUCCGGGGCGGAAUCCGCCGACGAGGGGCCGCGGGUGAAACGCCGCCGAAACACGCCCAACGAGGCGGGAACGCCCACGCCGGAAGCCGGGCGGGGCGGGGCGUGCGUUGCCCAGCGAAACGUGGAUGACGGCGACGAGGAAACAUACCAGAAACGGCUCCAUGAAUGGGUGCAAACCCGGCUGCGGUUGCGGGCCGAGGCCGAGUCCAGGGGCGACGACCCUGGGCACCCCGAGUGGCAGCGGCCACACCCCACCAUCCCCGACGCCGUCCUCAACGCCGACUUCCGCUUGCCCGGCGACGUGUUCCCCUCGCUCUUCGACUACCAGAAAACCUGCGUGCAAUGGCUCUGGGAGCUCUACGCACAGAAAACAGGCGGCAUCAUCGGCGACGAAAUGGGCCUCGGCAAAACCAUCCAGGUGAUUGCGUUUUUGGCCGGGCUCCACUACUCGGGCCGCCUCGACAAGCCGGUUCUCUUGGUGGUGCCGGCCACCGUUUUAAAUCAGUGGGUCAACGAGUUCCACCGCUGGUGGCCGCCCCUCCGCUGCGUCAUCCUACAUAGUAUCGGCGCCGGCAUGACGCCCCAGCUGGUGCGGACCGAGGAGCAGCUCGAGAGGCACAUGGAGCAGGACUUGGCCGAAAGCCAGGCCCCGGCCCACCUCCUGCAGUUGCCACACGACCGGCUCUCCAAGCGCACGGCCAGCAACCAGGCCAACGCCCGCGAAAUCGUGCGCCGGGUCUUGCAAAACGGCCACGUGCUUGUCACCACCUACGUGGGCCUCCGCAUGUACCUGCGGCACAUCUUGCCGCACGAGUGGGGCUACGUGGUGUUGGACGAGGGCCACAAGAUCCGCAACCCCAACUCGGAAAUCUCGCUCACGUGCAAGCGGGUCCGCACGCACAACCGCGUCAUUCUCUCGGGCACGCCCAUCCAGAACAACUUGGUGGAGUUGUGGUCACUCUUCGACUUUGUGUUUCCGGGCCGCUUGGGCACGCUCCCCGUGUUCGAGCAGCAGUUCGCGGUGCCCAUCAACAUGGGCGGCUACGCCAACGCGUCCAACGUGCAAGUGCAGACCGGCUACCAGUGUGCGGUGGUGCUCCGGGACUUGAUCUCGCCGUACCUUUUGCGGCGGCUCAAGGCGGACGUGGCGCAGGACUUGCCCAAGAAGAACGAGAUGGUGUUGUUCGUCAAGUUGACCCAGACGCAGCAGGACAUGUACGAGCGGUUUUUGGGUAGCGACGACGUGGGUGCCAUUUUGAAGGGCCGCCGCAACGUGCUCAUGGGCGUGGACUUGCUCCGCAAGAUCUGCAACCACCCGGACUUGGUGGACCGCGAGCGUCUUUUGAGAAAGCCGGGCUACCGCUACGGCGCCAUGGCCAAGCUGGGCAAGAUGGUGGUUUUGAAGAACUUGCUCCAGUUGUGGCAGAGCCAGGGCCACCGGACGCUUCUUUUCUGCCAGACCAAGCAGAUGCUUGAUAUCUUGGAGAAGUUUGUGGGCGCCUUGCGGCCGCUUGCGCCGGGCUCUGGGGCUGAUGCAAGAGAGUCUGGGCCUGCCGCGGAUCCCAUCGACACUCAUUUCAAUUACCUCCGCAUGGACGGGGCCACGCCUAUCGCAAAAAGACAACAGCUCGUGGACACGUUCAACAGCAACACCCACUACCACGUGUUUCUCCUCACCACCAAAGUGGGCGGCUUGGGCGUGAACCUCACCGGCGCGGACCGUGUGAUUAUUUUCGACCCCGACUGGAACCCGUCCACGGAUCUCCAGGCUCGUGAGCGGGCAUGGCGCUUGGGCCAGAAAAAGGACAUCACCAUCUACCGGCUCAUGACCGCAGGCACCAUCGAAGAGAAAAUCUACCACCGGCAGAUCUUCAAGACGUUUCUCACCAACAAAAUCCUUAAGGACCCGAAGCAGCGGCGUUUCUUCAAGCUCAACGACCUCCAUGAUCUAUUCAGCCUCGGCGACCCGGACGAGCGGGGCACGGAGACUGGCGACAUGUUCGGCAGCUCCGAAAAGACAUAUGGGGGCGGCCGGGCCCGCAAGCUGACGCGCUUGCUGAAAAAGGCACAUGCCAAUGACGAUGAUUUCUACCGUGUGGCCAGUAUCAUGGGCGUCUCGAAACUCGACGAGUUUGCUGGCGAAGACGAGGCCAAUCCUGAAGACACCAAGAACAAGGACGACAGCCGUAUUAUGGAGGGUCUCUUCUCCAAAGCAGGCAUUGUGCACAGCACUCUCAAGCACGACGAGGUGAUGGACUCGUCGCCUCGGGAAGUCAGCCUCAUUGAAAAGGAGGCCAGCCGCGUGGCUAAAGAGGCUGCCGAUGCCUUGAAACAAUCGCGGCUCAUAGCUCGCCGCAAGGCCAUCGGCACGCCCACAUGGACAGGCAAGUUUGGCACGGCUGGCCGGUUUGGGCCGCCGAAGAAACACGCCCUCUUGGCUAAACGCCCCUCGGGCCGCGCGGAAUCCGCAGACCCGUUGUCCUCGACUUCUAUCUUGCAGGGUUUUCGCAAGGGAAAGAAGAAAGGGGACGCGAUCCCACAUAGAGAGGCGCUCCUCGACCACAUCGUUGAUUUUCUCUCGCGGCAGCCGGACCGGUUCAGCAAGUCCAAUGCCAUUUUGCAGAGCUUGCCCGAAUCCGUGGACACCAACAACGAGACGCAAAUGGUCACGGUCCGCUCUUUGCUUCGGGAGGCCGCAAAUUGGGAUUCUGAGGCUAAGGGCUGGAGAUUAAAGGCUACUUUCGAGGAGACGGGUUAA
Messenger RNA from Metschnikowia bicuspidata var. bicuspidata NRRL YB-4993, 3342 nucleotides. Its product is annotated as DNA-dependent ATPase. Gene Ontology annotation, cellular component: nucleus. Gene Ontology annotation, biological process: transcription-coupled nucleotide-excision repair. The record is from RefSeq and is a predicted model, not a curated record. Lineage: Eukaryota; Fungi; Ascomycota; Pichiomycetes; Serinales; Metschnikowiaceae. The transcript has 5 exons. Bases 1 to 3342 code for a protein of 1113 amino acids. Gene Ontology annotation, molecular function: ATP binding; ATP-dependent chromatin remodeler activity.